Messenger RNA from Phymastichus coffea, 4359 nucleotides. RefSeq names its product protein lingerer (gene lig). Gene Ontology annotation, cellular component: nucleus; cytoplasm. Gene Ontology annotation, molecular function: protein binding. The record is from RefSeq and is a predicted model, not a curated record. Bases 251 to 3580 code for a protein of 1109 amino acids. NCBI's taxonomy places the organism in Eukaryota, Metazoa, Arthropoda, Insecta, Hymenoptera, Eulophidae. The transcript is spliced from 15 exons.
AAAUAAUAUUCCUCUAUACGCAGUUAACCAACACCUCAUCUGUUUAUUUAUCCAGUGCUGCUGUAUGUGUGUUCCAUGCGGUUGAAAACGUGUGCGAAAACAUGAAUAAAUCAAGGGAUAAAGCCAAACUUCAAAUAGUGGUUCUCACGGCAAGCGAGGAUGAGACAGAUGAUAAUAGUAGAUAAAACAUAAGCGAUUAGAUUAGGUUGUACAUAGAAGUUGUAAAUAUAAAGAAUAAAUCUGCUGAGAAAUGAGCUCCAUUAAUAAGAUAUCAGACAUUAAAAGUAACAUUAAAACCAAAACUACAUUGAGCAAGAAUAACCAAACUAAAAUGUCGAGCACUUCAAAAUGUGACAAACUUCAGUUAAGGCCAGACUUUCCACGACCUGUCCAAGACAUAGAUAUUCAUAUAAAUAGUAAAGAUGAUAUAGUAUGGCAAGAACGUAUCAAACAAGUCAUGGAAUUAACAAGUCGAUCUGAAGAUGAAGCAAUCAUGGCUUUACAUGACAGUGACGGUGAUUUAAAUAGGGCAGUAAAUGAUUUACUUGAAGGAGUAAGUCCUGAAUGGGAGGUUAAAAAGAAAAAAGCUCGACAAUCUGCAGGUUCAAAGUCAAUCACAGAGCAAGUUGGAGAGAUGGAAAGUAAUAUUUAUCAUUGGAAUAAUAAAUGCCUCAUUUAUAAUGACGGAUCAUCGCACAAUCGUGGACGAGCUAAUCAUAAUAAUAGAGGAUGGCGUCGACGAGAAAAUAAAGAAAAUGAGAAAAUAAUCAGUCACAAUAAAGUUGGAAUUGAAUUUAACAUCAGGCGAGGUCGCAUUGUUACUGGACGAUCUGGCCGUGGGGGUAAAAGUGGAGGAAGAGGUAUGGGCCCUCGAACUUUUGCACACAGGGGAGAGCAAAUAAGAUUAUCAAACAACCAUAAUUUUACGAAACCAAUAGAAACAUGGACUGGAACUGAAGAACAAACAACUUAUACUAAAGAUACAAGUAUAGAUUCUUGGCAUCCGGUUGAUGUUUCUGAGGAUUGGGAUAAUGAAGAAUAUACUGGUUCUUUAGCGGAUACCAAAGUCUUCACACCAAGUUUAUUACCUACGAAAGUAAUAAAUACAUCAGAGAACCACCUAAUAGAUGAAACGUUCCCAGAUAAAUUAUCGAAGUUAUCUCACUCGAUCGUUCAAAAUAACUCAUCACAAAUGCCUAUUGAUGAAACAGAACAUAAUCAGUCUCCUUUACAAAUUACAUCUUCAGUCCACGUUUCGCACUCCUUCAAUACGUGUAAAAAUAAAAGCUUGUCUGCAGCACAAUCGGAAUAUUUCUCUCAAAUAUCCGAAAAUACUAACGAUUGUCUCAAUACAUCUUCUGCUCAAUCAACUUUUAUUACUGCCAUGACUAAUCAGACACAGAAGCAAGGCAAGCAAAGAUCUCGAGUACCACCUCCUUCUAAAAUUCCUUCAUCUGCAGUAGAAAUGCCGGAUGAUGCUUUAAAUGCAAGCAUCAAUUAUUUAGAUGUACAAUUUGGAGCUUUAGAAUUUGGAAGUGAUGCUAACAUUAAUGAUAGUUCGAAUCAAGAUAAAUAUGUAUCUUCUGAAUGCAAUGCAAAUUCGUCCCAUACAGAAUGUACAACAAUAACGUCGAAAAAUGUUGUUAACCCAAAUAACCAACUCGAGCCUGCACAAAUUUCUAGUCAAAAACUGAAUUCUACGGUAGAAAUGCUACAUGGAGAUAACCAAUCCCAAUCUAAUGAAAGUUCAAAAGCUCAAACAAAAUUCACAAAUCGAAACACGAGUCUACAGCCGGUUGAUGUAAUGAAGCAAGAAAUACAUACUUCACUAAAUAGUUCUUCAUCGUAUAAUUCCCCAGUAACUUUUCAAUCAUCUCCGAAAUAUUCGACUUCUACAACGAGCAGUAACUUCAGUACAUAUUCAUGUAAUUCUCAACAAAAUCAAAUGAUUUUUACUAGCUCAACAACAGGUAGUAAUAAUACUUUUUCAGUAAUGACACCGGCAGCUCAAACGUCAUAUGGUUCCUCUUAUACUAAACCGAAUACGUUCAAUCAAACAUUACCAUCUUCAUGUGGAUCAACUGGUGUAUAUAAUCAAACUGCAACAACUAGUCAGACGUUUCAAGCUACUUCAGGAUUUACGAUACCAAUUUCGCAGUACCAAUCGCAAACUUCAUCUACAACGGUAUCAAAUACUAACUCAACAUAUAUGCCAGGUGGAUAUCAAAGUUCUUCAUCUUUUCAACCCACGGCACAAUCUUAUCAACCUCCUCAUACUACAUUUACAUCAUCAAUGAGUCAAGCAACGAGCGUGUACUCAAAUCCAGUUCAAUCGGUUUAUUCUAACACAUAUCCUAAUUAUGUUUCACAAAAUCAACAAGGAUCUCAGGAUAAUAAAGUAAUGACAAACAAAGAUAUUUCAUUCGAAACAACAAGCAGUUCAUCUCUAGUUACAAGCACCACGUGCAAUUUGAAUUUAUCAUCAACUUCAGUCAGCACAUCUCAAACAAAAACUACAAUCACAAAUGUUAUACCAAAAUGCAGUGUGGGUGGCCUGACUCCAAGUAGUAAUAGCAGUUCGAGCAGUAUAUCUGGAUCAGCAGCGAGUGGCAGUCUAGCUCCUAUAUUAAGUCAUCAAUAUAUAAUGGGACAGAGUGUACCUUAUGCAACUUUUCAGCAGCCACAUGUGUAUAGUUACGAAGAUUUGCAAUUAAUACAACAACGAAUGCCCCAUAUGCCUACUACUGGUUACUACGAUGCUGCAUUAAGUUAUCAGACAACAGGACCUGUUACAAGCCUUGGUAGCAGCAGAAGUGAUACUCUGUCUGGAGUACAGAGUGUUCAAGGUGUUCAAACUGUUCAAGCACAAUAUACAAGUAUAAAUGAUGGUAGAUUUGCUAGAACUGAUAGUAAUGCAUCUCCGGUACCUUCUACUAUAUCACAGCAAACUACCCAACAUCAACAACCGUUGAUAAAUCCCAUACCGCCAGGAUACGCGUAUUUCUAUGGUGGUGGCAUAAUGCCUGCUAGUGGUUUCCAAUAUGGAACUCCAGCAAUCUAUCCACAAAUUGCUACUGCUGGUAGUGCAGGAAACUCUAGUGGUAGUUACAGUACAAAACCUGGAAAUUACAAUUCCACUUACGGAGGUGCUACGAAUUAUGACACGUUAUCAAGCUCGGGUUCAUCCGGAGAUUAUAAAAAUUCAACGAGUGGAUAUAGUAAUAGUCAAAAUAAAAAUAGCUCUACCAAUAAUUCCACAAAUACGGCUAAUUCCUCGGAAAUAAGUACGACGAUGUAUUCAAAAGGUCAUGUGACAUUAAACAAAGUAAAUUCUUACGAAAAACAGACGUUUCAUUCGGCAACACCGCCACCAUUUGGACUCACAAACAGUCAAAGUGCAAAUGUAAUUGGAGGAUAUGGGACUGCUCAUUUAUUUAUUCCUACAGUUCCGCAUCAACUUCAUCAACCUAUACAUCAAGAUAAUACAUCUAGUACAGGACAGAGGACAAAUUCAAAUUCUCAAAAUAAAGCACAAGCAAAAUCAGGCUACAAUACUAGCUACUGGACGGGUGGAAACUAGAUUUAUCUUUUUUAAGUUAGAUGAAGAAAAGUGCAUUAUCAUUUCUUACAGUAAAAAUGUGAAUAAAUAUUAAAUAAUUAUAAACUAAAAUUUAUUUUAUACUUUAUGGAUGAAUGAAUGCAAAGGUAUUGAUAAAAUUUAUUGACUUCAUUAUAUGCAUAUCCCAAACUUAUUAGUAAAGAUUUCUAAUACUCUGAGAAAAACAUACAUGUUUUGCACUCAUUCGACUUCAAAAACUUUGGUUUACCGUAAUUUUCACUUUUGUGCUUUACAUUUUUCAUAUUUCAAUUAUACAUCACUAUUUUUCUAUGUAAAUAUUACUUUACAAAACAAAAUAAUUGAUGAAAAAAUUUUUAAAUAUGCAUAUUUAUUUAUAAUGAUAAAUCAGAUUUUAGUUUAUUUACUGUUUCACUAUAAGUAAACAUGUGUGAAAUUAACGUUGAUAAAACUGGAUUUAUAGGAAAUUAGUUGAAUCCUUUUAAAUGCAUGAAAUAUGUCACUAUGUAAUAAAUAUAGGUUAAUCUACAAAACUCUACUUUGAACUAUCAUAAUAUCAGCUAUUUAAGUCAUCACAUAAUGUAAAAGAUUCGGCAUAUAAUGAAAAGUCUAAAUAUUUCAUUUACCACAUUACUUAGCCGAUUUAUAAAAGUUAUACGUUUUUAUCUAGUCCAUAACAAAACUUAACUAGAUAUAUAAUAUAUACAUAUAAAUAAGGAAUUAUAUAUUUUGAUAAUGGCCGUAGUUUCGCCAUUCAAUGACAACAUACCGGGUGUCCACAA